This is a messenger RNA of Calidris pugnax (ruff), 1838 nucleotides long. Its product is annotated as caseinolytic peptidase B protein homolog. The transcript is spliced from 14 exons. Gene Ontology annotation, molecular function: protein binding; ATP hydrolysis activity; ATP binding. The annotation marks the transcript as partial. NCBI's taxonomy places the organism in Eukaryota, Metazoa, Chordata, Aves, Charadriiformes, Scolopacidae. Gene Ontology annotation, biological process: cellular response to heat. Gene Ontology annotation, cellular component: mitochondrion; cytoplasm. The record is from RefSeq and is a predicted model, not a curated record.
AGGGCCUGGGGGGCUCCCCCAUAGCCCUGGGGCAGGGCCUGGGGGGCUCCCCAUUAGCCCUGGGGCCAGCCCCGGGGGGGUCCCCCCUAGAUAGGGGGCCAGGCCCUGAGAAGUGCCCCAUAACAAUGGGUCCGGACCCCAAAGGCCUACCCCUAGCUAUGGGGCAGGGCCUGGGGGGCUCCCCCCUAGCCAUGGGGCAGGGCCUGGGGGGCUCCCCAUUAGCUAUGGGGCCAGCCCUGGGGGGUUCCCCCUUAGAUAGGGGGCCAGGCCCUACGAACUGCCCCCUAGCCAUGGGGCAGGACCCCUUAGACACCCCCCUAGCCAUGGGGCCAGGUCCCCAAGGCUCCCCCCUAGCCAUGGGGCAGAGCCUGAGGGGCUCCCCUGUACAUAUGGGGGGCUCCCCCAUAGAGAGGGGUCAAGACCCAAAGGGGACCCCCCCAGCGGAGGGUGCCAGGCUGGAGUUGCAAGGCCUGGCCCCACUGAAGCCCCCCAACCCCGGCCUGGCUGGCUCGGGCUGCCCCACACCAUGGACCCACGGAGAGCUGUCACCCAUGGGUGCUGAGAGGAGCUGUCAUCGUGGAGGAGACCCCAACGGGGGGCGGAACGGAGCCAGGAGAAGCCCCCCAGGACCUGAGGUGCCCACCCUUCUCGUCGCCAUGGCCUACUGCUACCUCAGGGACCACCACUCCAAGGAAGAUGCUCUGCUGGAAGCUGCGAGGAUCAACAACGUUUCGGAAGUCAACCGGUUGGUGGUGGAAGGGGCCGACGUCAACGCCAGGCACAGGCUGGGCUGGACCCCUCUGAUGGUGGCCGCAAUCAGCAGAAACUCCAGUGUGGUGAAGAUCCUCCUCGCAGCUAACGCCGAUCCCAACCUGGGCGACGAUUUCAGCAACGUCUACGAGACCGCCAAGGAGAAAGGCCUCCACUCUUUGGAAGUCCUGGUGACCAGGGAGGACGACUUCAACAACCGCUUGAACAUCCGAGCCAACUUCAAGGGCUGCACGGCCCUCCACUACGCCGUCCUGGCCGAUGACUACCUGACGGUCAAGCUGCUGCUGGAUGGAGGUGCCAACCCCCUGCAGAAGAACGAGAUGGGCCACACGCCCUUGGAUUACGCCCGGGAAGGGGAGGUCCUGGGUCUCCUACGAGCGGCGGAGACCAAGGUUACUGUUACUCUCUCCCACUGGAAAAAACUGGAGACCAGGGGCAUCUGUGAGCCCAGGGCGAUUCGGAGGAAGGAGAACGGCUGGGACGACGAGGAGCACCCCCUGGUCUUUCUUUUCCUGGGCUCCUCUGGAAUAGGGAAGACGGAGCUGGCCAAGCAGACGGCCAAGUACAUCCAUAAAGAUGUCAAAAAGGGUUUCAUCAGGCUGGACAUGUCGGAGUUCCAGGAGAGGCACGAGGUCGCCAAGUUUAUCGGCUCCCCACCGGGCUACGUUGGCCAUGAAGAGGGUGGGCAGCUGACCAAGAAGCUGAGGCAGUGCCCUAACGCCGUGGUCCUCUUCGACGAGGUCGACAAAGCCCACCCAGAUGUCCUCACCAUCAUGCUGCAGUUGUUCGAUGAGGGCAGGCUGACGGACGGGAAGGGGAAGACCAUCGACUGCAAAGAUGCCAUCUUCAUCAUGACCUCCAACGUGGCCAGCGAGGAGAUCGCCCAGCACGCCCUGCAGCUCCGGCAGGAGGCCCUGGAGAUGAGCAAGAGCAGGAUCGCCGAAAACUUAGCUCGCUGGGGGGCCAAGGCGAGGCACAACAUCACCCUCCUCUGGGACAGGGAGGUCAUGGACGUUCUGGCCGACGGCUACAACUUGCACUAUGGGGCCCGUUCCAUCAAACACGAG